Messenger RNA from Saccostrea cuccullata (small rock oyster), 1152 nucleotides. Its product is annotated as peptidyl-prolyl cis-trans isomerase-like 1. The record is from RefSeq and is a predicted model, not a curated record. The transcript has 4 exons. Lineage: Eukaryota; Metazoa; Mollusca; Bivalvia; Ostreida; Ostreidae. Gene Ontology annotation, cellular component: catalytic step 2 spliceosome. Gene Ontology annotation, biological process: protein peptidyl-prolyl isomerization; protein folding. Gene Ontology annotation, molecular function: peptidyl-prolyl cis-trans isomerase activity. The coding region runs from base 99 to 608 and encodes 169 amino acids.
GGAUCUCCGUAUUUCGAUCCCGACUUUCACUUUCACCAACAAACCAAAGCCAGAGACCGGCUAGGGAAAGAUUGAAACAACUGUGGCUUUAUAUCAUUAUGUCGACAUCAGGUAUUCCUCCAAAAACGUGGCAGCCCGAAAAUGUAACCCUGGAAACCACAAUGGGUCAGAUUGUCCUUGAACUUUACUGGAAACAUGCCCCCAGCACGUGUCGUAACUUUGCAGAAUUGGCCAGGAGGGGCUAUUAUAACAACACAAAGUUUCACAGAAUUAUCAAGGAUUUCAUGAUUCAAGGAGGGGAUCCAACAGGCACGGGGAGAGGAGGGGCCUCUAUCUAUGGUAAAGAGUUUGAUGACGAAAUAUCAAAUGAACUGAAGCACACAGGGGCCGGGAUUUUAUCCAUGGCAAACAGUGGCCCAGACACUAACGGGAGCCAGUUCUUUAUCACCCUUGCCGCUACGCAGUGGCUUGAUGGAAAGCAUGCUAUUUUUGGACGGGUGAGUAGUGGAAUGACCGUCGUACAGAGGGUAGGAUUAGUGGAGUGUGACAAUGAUGACCGACCAGUAGACGACGUCAAAAUCGUACAAGCCUACAUCACUCCAUCUUGAUCCAUGGUACUUAUAACUGGAAUUUCCUCUGGACUUUUUUCUCAGAACAGCUUGAAAAAGGAAGAUUGAAUGGGAACUUGAUAGAUCUUUCAAGAUCAAAUAGUGGCAGCUAGAUUUUUUUUCCAUAAUCAUAAAGAAAGACAUUUGAAAUGUUUACAGAGGCAUUUUCUCCUGUACAAAAAUAACCAGUUUUUUUUUUUUUAUCUUAUAACAGAUACCAGGCCCUCUUCAUAAUGAUCAAGUCUAUAUUACACAUUAUGUAUACAUCUUAACAUUGAUGAAAGCUAGGUUUCAUUUAUAGUUUAUUUGUACAUGUACAUACAGCUAAAUGCUCUUAUAACAAAGAACAGAAAUGAACAGCUUUGAUUCUUUAUUAAAAUAAUUAUUUUUAUUAAGUAAUACAGUUACAAUUUUCAAUGUCAGCAUAAAAAUAUUACAUGUAUAAGUUUGUUCCCUGUAACUGUAUUGAACAGCAUAAUGUAAACAUGAAAAAGAUCCGUGAUAUUGAAAGAAUAAAGAUGAUUAAUAAAUGUCUAAAUUAACA